This is a messenger RNA of Juglans microcarpa x Juglans regia, 2505 nucleotides long. Its product is annotated as histone-lysine N-methyltransferase, H3 lysine-9 specific SUVH4. NCBI's taxonomy places the organism in Eukaryota, Viridiplantae, Streptophyta, Magnoliopsida, Fagales, Juglandaceae. The transcript has 16 exons. Gene Ontology annotation, cellular component: nucleus. Gene Ontology annotation, molecular function: zinc ion binding; histone methyltransferase activity; protein binding. Bases 182 to 2248 code for a protein of 688 amino acids. The record is from RefSeq and is a predicted model, not a curated record.
AAAAAACAGGGCGCGGGAGUUCGAAAUCGCCAAAUGAAGAAGGAAAAUUACGUCCACUCUCCUUGAGACUGGAGAGAGUGGGACAUUUGUGCUUGCUUUACACCCAUUCUAUGCCCCCUGACCUCCAAACCCUAACAAAAUCUCACCCUAUCUUCUCGAGCCCACUUCAAAUUUUGUGAGGAUGGUGGCGCAGUCUCUCAAAUGCACUGAAACCGAAUCGGAGGUUUUUACCAGGAGAGUGAGCGCUAGAAUCAAAGAGAAACAGAGGGCCGACAAGGAGCUCUUGGUUCGUCGGAGAGUCCUGAGUGACCAGAAAGACGUUGGUGGAGGCGGUAGAGGAAAAAGCGUCAAGCAUUGCUAUAAAAGGGCGCGUGCUGAUAAAACUGUGAACGGAGAGAAUGCGAAUGUGGAGCUGGAAAAGACCCACAAGGGUUUUGAGGUGGUGGCCGAGCCCAUGAAUCGGAGUUUAGAAGCGACCGAGGCUGGUGUCGCGUGUACGUUUGAGAAAAGUGACCAUGCCAAGGUGAAGGAGACCCUGAGAUUGUUCAACAAGUACUAUCUCCAUUUUGUGCAGGAAGAGGAAAAGAGGUGUGGGAAAGCGGAAGCAGAAAGGAAAGCUUCCAAAGCUUCAAAAUCUAAGAAACGAGCUGCACCAGAAGAUACGAAGUCCAAGGCGAAGCGACCUGAUCUGAAGGCUGUAUCUAAGAUGAUGGAGACUAAUGAAAUAUUGUACUACGAGAAAAGAAUUGGUGACAUUCCAGGUAUUAAAGUUGGGCAUCAGUUCUAUGCUCGUGCUGAAAUGGUUGCUGUUGGAUUUCAUAGUCAUUGGCUGAACGGGAUUGAUUAUAUGGGGCAAAAUUACAAGAAAGGGCAUCAUUUCUUGGGAUACACAAUGACUCAUGGAAAUUCCAAGUCACAUUUGGGCCUACCUUCUGAGUACAUGAACUAUACCUUCCCGCUAGCUGUUGCCAUUGUAUUGUCUGGAAUGUAUGAGGACGACCUGGAUAAUGCUGAGGAUGUUGUGUAUACUGGCCAAGGUGGACAUGAUUUAACUGGUAAUAAGCGUCAAAUUCAGGAUCAAAAGAUGGAGCGUGGGAAUUUGGCGCUCAAGAAUUGUGUGGAGCAAUGUGUGCCAGUUAGAGUUGUUCGUGGCCAUGAAUCUAAAAGCAGUUACACUGGUAGAGUUUACACAUAUGAUGGUUUGUACAAGGUUGUGCAAUACUGGGCAGAGAAGGGUAUUUCUGGAUUUACUGUAUAUAAGUAUCGCCUGAGGCGGCUUGAAGGGCAGCCAAUUUUGACCACUAACCAGGUUCACUUUUCUUUUGGACGCGUACCUCAAUCUGUGUCCGAGAUACGUGGGUUGGUGUGCGAGGACAUUACUGGUGGUCAAGAAAGUCUUCCCAUUCCAGCUACAAAUUUGGUUGAUGAUCCACCUGUUGCACCAAUAGGUUACAAGUAUUGCAAGUCUAUUCAAGUUGAAAAAAAUGUAAAGCUUCCCACAAAUGCCACUGGAUGCAGCUGCAAAGGACACUGUGUGGACCCCAAGAUUUGUGCCUGUGCUAUGCUUAAUGGCUCUGACUUCCCUUAUGUAUCACGUGACGGUGGCAGAUUAAUUGAAGCCAAGGAUGUUGUCUUUGAGUGUGGUCCAAAAUGUGGCUGUGGACCAGAUUGUGUAAACCGAACGUCUCAGAGAGGACUGAAGUAUCGACUUGAGGUUUUCCGUACCCCAAAGAAAGGUUGGGCUGUUCGAUCUUGGGACUUCAUACCUUCUGGGGCACCAGUUUGUGAGUACACAGGAAUACUUGUCCGGACUCAGGAUUUGGAUAAUGUCUCUGAGAAUAAUUAUAUUUUUGACAUUGACUGCUUGCAAACAAUGAGGGGUCUUGGUGGAAGAGAGAGGCGACUACGAGAUGUAACUGUAUCAACAAUCAUUUCUUCAGGCCGACCUGAUGACCUGAAAUCUGAGACUGUGCCUGAGUUUUGCAUUGAUGCAGGAUCCACUGGAAACAUUGCCAGGUUUAUUAAUCACAGUUGUGAGCCUAAUCUUUUUGUCCAAUGUGUUUUGAGCUCACACCAUGACAUCAAACUUGCUCGAGUAAUGCUAUUUGCGGCAGACAACAUACCUCCUUUGCAGGAGCUGACAUAUGACUACGGCUAUGCCCUUGAUAGUGUGUAUGGCCCGGAUGGGAAGAUAAAACAGAUGGCCUGUUACUGUGGUGCUGCAGAUUGUAGGAAGCGCUUGUUCUGAAAAAGAACUUCCCCCAUCUGCUCUUUUUGCCCAACAUCAUUGGUUGCACCAACCAACAUUUGUACACCGACUGUUGUUCGCCGGCUUCUACUGAUUUAACCUUUACAUUCUGAUUGCCCCUCUUUUGGUGGUUUUAGUACACGUCACUGACCGUGGGUGCCACUGCAUCAUUACCUGGAGUUACCCAUAUACUGAUUUUGUAACCGAGUGAAGAAACUAACUUUUGAUAUAGAAAAUUUUAUGAAGAUCAAUGAAAC